Anguilla rostrata (American eel) is the source of this 2915-nucleotide messenger RNA. RefSeq names its product rab GDP dissociation inhibitor beta-like. Lineage: Eukaryota; Metazoa; Chordata; Actinopteri; Anguilliformes; Anguillidae. Gene Ontology annotation, biological process: vesicle-mediated transport; small GTPase-mediated signal transduction; protein transport. The record is from RefSeq and is a predicted model, not a curated record. Gene Ontology annotation, cellular component: cytoplasm. Gene Ontology annotation, molecular function: Rab GDP-dissociation inhibitor activity. The transcript is spliced from 12 exons.
GAAGUUAUUGACGUGGCCACGUCUCAGCGCUACCCGAGUACCAUCGCUCUCCAUUUUUCUUCGCAUUGAGUUGUGCGCAAGUGGAAGAAAUAAAAAUUAAAAGCCAACAAGGAAAAUGAAUGAAGAAUACGAUGUUAUCGUUCUAGGGACCGGACUUACGGAAUGUAUCCUUUCCGGGAUCAUGUCGGUGAAGGGGAAGAAGGUGCUGCACAUGGACCGAAACUCCUACUACGGAGCAGAAAGCGCCUCCAUCACCCCGCUGGAGGACCUGUAUAAGCGUUUCAACUUGCCUGGCAGUCCCCCAGAGUCCAUGGGGAAGGGGAGGGACUGGAACGUGGACCUCAUCCCGAAGUUCCUGAUGGCCAACGGCCAGCUGGUCCGGAUGCUGCUCCUCACCAAGGUGACGCGGUACCUGGAUUUCAAGGUCGUGGAGGGCAGCUUCGUCUACAAGAAGGGGAGCAUCCACAAAGUGCCGUCCACCGAGACAGAGGCACUGGCGUCCAGCCUGAUGGGGAUGUUCGAGAAACGGCGGUUCAAGAAGUUCCUGGAGUUUGUCUCCAAUUUCGACGAGAACGAUCCCAAAAGCUUCCAGGGCGUUGACCCGAAGAAGACCACCAUGCGGGACAUCUACAAGAAGUUUGACUUGGGACAGGACGUCAUGGACUUCACAGGGCACGCGCUCGCCCUCUACAGGAAAGACGACUAUCUGGACCAGCCGUGCUUGGACACCAUUAACAGGAUUAAGCUGUACAGCGAAGGCUUCGCCAGGUAAGCAAGCCCUUACCUGUACCCUCUCUACGGGCUGGGAGAGCUUCCACAGGGCUUCGCCAGAUUAAGUGCCAUAUAUGGAGGAACCUACAUGCUGAACAAGCCCAUCGAGGAGCUGGUGAUGGAGAACGGAAAGGUGGUGGGCGUGAAAUCAGAGGGCGAGGUGGCCCGCUGCAAACAGCUGAUCUGUGACCCCAGCUACGUGAUGGACCGUGCCAACAAGGUGGGUCAGGUGAUCCGGGUCAUCUGCAUCAUGAGCCACCCCAUCAAGAACACCAGCGACGCUAACUCCUGCCAGAUCAUCAUCCCCCAGAACCAGGUCAACAGGGAGCACGACAUCUACGUGUGCAUGAUCUCCUACGCACACAACAUCGCGGCCCAGGGCAAGUACGUGGCCAUCGUCAGCACCACGGUGGAGACCAACGACCCGGAGAAGGAGAUCAAACCCGCCCUGGACCUGCUGGAGCCAGUGGAACAGAAGUUCGUGAGCAUCAGUGAUCUGUACAGCCCUGUAGAUUUGGGGACUGAAAGCCAGAUCUUCAUCUCCCGGUCCUACGACGCUACGACUCACUUCGAGACCACCUGCGACGACAUUAAAGACAUCUACAAGCGGAUGACGGGCACAGACUUUGACUUUGCGGAAAUGGAACGCCAGAAGAACGACAUCUUUGGAGAUGUGGAGUAGAAGAGCCGAUUCCAUACUUACAGAAAAUAUUACUGGCUGAUGAUCUAUGUUUUGGCCCCUACAGAUCUUAAUAAAAAGGGUAUAAAUUUGUAUUGAUGGGUGGGGGGGUGGGCGGCAGCAUUUUAUCAUUGGAUUUUGAUAAGUAUUGCACUGACAUAAACACCCAUCUCGACAUCUACAUUUCCAGGUUGUUACCGUUAGGAGGGGUUCUGUAGAGAUGGCCGAGCUUGGCUUCAUUACACCAAAAACUGGGUAGAGCAACUGCAGUGACACCGAGUUGAACAAAUCUGUUCCAUUUUGUUUGGAUAGGGGGGGCUGGCCUGAUUUGUUUAAAUGAUUGACAGAUCACUGCAGCUAAAUAGCUCCACUCAUUAUGAGUGUAUGACAGUGCUCUACCAUCACUAGUGUUCUGUCCAAAUAUGCCAAAAAUCCUUGGUUUUCAUUCCAAAUGGUUACUGUGGGAAAACGUUCAGUACUAUUAAAUAGUAUUUCUCUUUUCUUCCUCCCUAGUUUGGGGGCACUGUGCAGAACGUCUGUCUCUGGAUCUCUACGUGCGGUAUGAAAGUGAACCUUGAGCUGUAAUGUGUGCUGCCACUAGGGGGCACACUGUUCUUUCCUAAUUCUUUAAACCGCUCACAAGCACAAAGAUUAUUGGGAGCAAUCAGUUUUUGCCAGUAUUUAGAUUGUUGCGUACACAUGGAGAUAAUAUGAUUACUCAGAUUUCCCCGUUUACAUUAUUCUGGCCAUAAUUAAUGGAAACUGUACACGGCCUUCUGCCUGACACAGUUAAAAAAGCUGAAAUCAAAAGCCUGGGCAAAAAAUCCAGGUGGCAUAAUAGGGUUUUGAACACACCAAUUACGACCUUAAAGAUAAUCAGGUUAAGGUGUUCACAUGACCAUUUCAAUAGUAUUGCCAUAAUCGGCGUAAGAUCUGAGUAUUGCCUUGCAUGUAAACGCAUCCAGUGUUUAUGAGUUUAAAGUCUUCACUGAGUAUAAUUUAACGGCUUUGUAUUGAAAUUGGAGCAGCGGUAAGACCCAGGGGUCCCUGGCCCUGGGUCCUGGAUAGCUGCAUGGUCUGCUGGUUUUUGCUUUCCUCUUCAAAAAUCAGCAAACAAGUCAGAACCAAGAAUCCAGGCGAGGAUAGUUAACUGCAGUCAGCUGCUUUAACCGAUCAGGUGCUGAGUCACAAUGAAAGCCAAGCACACCCAGCACAGGGCCAACUGUAUUUCAGGUAAAACUCAAGAGGAUACCAUUUAGAUUUUGACAUAAUGCAUCACAGUAACGGUCUUUGCUUUUCACAAAUUAACCCAACGGAUCGCAGCGGGUAGUGACGUGGGCCAGUUUAUCGUGCUCUGUAGUUUCAGCAUCAAGCACUUUUACAGUCGGUUCCAUCACAAGGGCAUGUAGGUGUCAACACCACACUGAAACAAACUGUGUACUGCAUAGUAAAAAACUUAAGACCA